CAGCAGACUACCAAAUGGAUGGCAGAUAUUUUGAAGCCAUCCUGGGAGCUGUCAUCCUCACCGUCGUGCUGGUGCUGAUCUGUCUGGCCGUGGUCCUGAUCCACUACAUGUUCAGUCACAAGGGCUCAUACCGCACCAACGAGGCCAAGGGCACAGAGUUUGCAGAGACAGCGGAUGCAGCGCUGCGAGGCGACCCAACCCUGCGGGACGCUGUAGAUGUUAGCAAGAAGGAAUACUUCAUCUAAAGCAUGUGCAGACUGCUGCUGCUGUACGUCACAGUGUGUUUUAUGUAGAUCUAUGUGGUUUUCGAAGAUGAUAUACAUAUUCAACUUUUUAUUUGUUUUCACCUCUGAAGGACUCAGCCUCACAAUCCCACAUGUUGAACUUAUACAGCUGAAUUUAAAUUUGAUCAUAUUAUUUGAUAGGGACGAUGCAAUUUGACAUAGUUAGUUCCAAUACAGAGUAUUAAACUGAUGAGCUGCACACCAAGUUUGUAGCUAUUGCUCUUUUACAUACAUACAGUGAAUUGCAAAUAUACAGCUCUCAGUAUCAUAAAACCCCAAUACACUACAUACAUGGAAAUACAAUAAAAUACACACCUUGGUAAUUUACAAUUAGCUAAAAUGGCUACAGCUCUGGUUUGCUUUAAGCAUCAUUUAACAUUUGUUGUAACAAAUUGUAUAUCUGAAAUUAAUUUGAAAAUGUAUUCCAGAGAUGACAGCCCUUUAUGGAUAAAGCUGAUUUUAGAUUUACGAUGCAGUGUUCUACAGUCAGCAUGCUCCCUGUGGUUCUGUUACUGUCUUGUCUUUGGAUAUAUCUGGAAAGAGGCUCUGGGCUAGACUGUUGGAAAACUAAUUUGUAAUGUAACAUAACUUUGCAAGGUGUUUGAAAUAUGCCUAU
Molecule: messenger RNA, 900 nt
Organism: Sander lucioperca (pikeperch)
Lineage: Eukaryota; Metazoa; Chordata; Actinopteri; Perciformes; Percidae
Gene: gypc
Product: glycophorin C (Gerbich blood group)
Exons: 2
Coding region: 15-245 (76 amino acids)
Cellular component (GO): cortical cytoskeleton; membrane
Source: RefSeq, a predicted model, not a curated record